UUUAACAACUCUCUUAAGUCCCAUCCUCUCCAAACUUUGCCGCGAAAAUCUCUCUCACCGGAAAACGGCACCGUCGAGAUAUCCUGGCCGUUUCUCGUCCUCAACCACCGUUUCUUCGGUUCACGAAUGCUGAGUUACUGACUCACCCAACAAGUACAAGUCCACAAUGUCAUUUCCCUCCAGGCGUCACUCGCUGAGUCCAUCUCAACUCGCUUCCUGCUCCCCCGGUUCGACACAGGAUCUCAAGCAACGAGUAAUCACCUGCCUCAACAAGCUCUCCGACCGCGACACUCUCGCCGUUGCGGUCGCCGAGCUCGAGUCCAUUGCUCGAACUCUGAACCAGGACUCAUUCUCUCUCUUCCUCAACUGCAUUUACAACACCGACUCUGCCUGUAAAUCGCCCGUCCGGAAACAAUGCGUUCAUCUGUUGACAGUUCUCUCCCACUUCCACGGCGACGCUCUCUCUCCUCACCUCUCUAAGAUGAUCUCCACCGUCCUCAGGCGCCUCCGCGAUCCGGACUCCGUUGUCCGAUCAGCCUGCGUCGAAGCCGUUACUGCCAUGUCGUCGCGAAUCACGAAGCCGCCAUUCUCGGUGGCGUUUUUGAAACCGUUGAUGGAUGCUCUAACGCAGGAGCAGGAUGUGAACUCGCAGAUCGGCGCGGCGUUGUGCCUGGCGGCGGCGAUUGAGUCGACGCCGGAGCCGGAUGUGGAGGCGUUGCGGAAGGGUACUUUGCCCAGGUUGGGGAAGCUGGCCAAGAACGAGGUGUGCAAGGCAAAGGCGGCGCUAUUGGUGCUGAUAGGGAGCGUUGUUGGUGUUGGUGGCGCGUCGAGUCGGGGUGUGUUGAAUUGGUUGGUGCCUUGUCUUGUUGAGUUUCUGAGCAAUGAGGAUUGGACGAUCAGGAAGGCAGCUGCGGAGGGGUUGGGAAAGGUGGCUUUGUCGGAGAAAGAUUUGGCAUCGCAGUAUAAAGUGCUGUGCUUGGAUUCGUUACAAAAUCGCAGGUUUGAUAAGGUCAAGGUAGUUCGGGAGACUAUGAAUCGCACCUUGGAAACGUGGAAGGAGGUAACUGAUGCAUCGGAGGAUGUUUCCCCACCAGCUAAAUCCGCGUGUUCUACCGUUGGUCCAGGUAAUGUUAAUGAUCAGUGUGACACUGCAAGUUCAGCCGAUGCUGGCUUUAAAUCUUCUGUGUCAAAGAAAACAGCCCCAGCAAACAGGUCCCCUACAACUACAGUUUCAGUGUUAUCCACGAUCAAAAGGAAGAGCCCUCUAAAGGGCAAUGACAAAAACUUAAGCAUGGGCAUGCCACGCAAGCUGGACCAUGUGAAAUGCUCUGGUUCGAAACUCGAAACUCCUGAAUCAAAGUCAUCCAUUUUGAGCAUGCAGGGGGAAGAUAAUAUCAAAAUGUGUGAUUUUGAAGUUUCUAAACCAGCCCAGAAUCAAGACCCAGAAAAAUCGGGGGCAGAGAUAAAGCGGGUUGUCUUUAGCAAGAUGUCUGAUGAGAAACAGUAUAAAUUUGGUGGCCUGAAAUCUGGGUCUCGUGUGGUUCCAAUUUACAAUGAUGACAGUCCUGACCUAGAUGUUAAGGUCAACUACGCAAAUGAAGUUUGUGUUAAUCCUCAAGAUGCUGAGGAUUUUUCUAUGAUUCGUGAACAACUUAUUCAAAUUGAAAAUCAGCAAUCCAAUCUGUUAGACCUGCUUCAGAGAUUUAUUGGAAGCUCCCAAAGUGGAAUGAAUUCUCUGGAGACUCGUGUGCAUGGCCUAGAGAUGGCCGUGGAUGAAAUAUCAUAUGAUUUGGGAGUACCAAGUGGAAGGAUUCCCAAUACUGAUGCGACAGAGGACACAUGUUGCAAGCUACCAGGUUCUGAUUUUUUGAGUUCCAAAUUCUGGAGAAAGACGGAGGGGAGGUACUCUACAUCAAGGCUCUCUUUAGGAAGCAUAUCAUCACCCAAUACUAUGGAUAAUUCAAGUAACAGAGAUAGUAUUGAGAUGUCCUUUAAGAGCAAAAGAUUUCAGCAUCGUACGGGUGGAUUAUUUGUAAACUCUGUGGAAGACGAUGAAGGCGAUUUCAAAGGGCACUUAGGGCAGUAUAGGCAUAAUAUGCCAAAGAAUAUACCUCAAGAUCCUAAGAGAAUACAAAGUAACAAUGCCAGUGGGCUGGACAGCAUUUCUCUAGCUUCUCGUGCAGCGCUUAGGAACCAGCAAAUCAGAUCAUCAGUGUAGUCAAGAAAAGAGGAACUCGUUACUCCACGGCCAUUUAACUAGAUCAAAAUCCAACAUCAGAAGUCACUUAUUCGUGGAUGAAAGCGAAUAUAAGAGCUUGGUGGUCCAGUUUGGGAGAGUUACUUGUUCAAAUCAAUCCUUGGUAAAUUAUAAUUGAAAACGAAGGCUAUUUUCUUUUGCCAAUGUUUAUAUGGAGGCAGAGGCAAGCAUAUGGAUUUAAUUUAAAAUAUGAUGCAGGCGGAGGAGUUUUCGUGAUAUGCAUGUGAUUUACUUAAACCAUGUGAUCGGCGUAGGAGUUUUCUUUAUCUGUAGUGUAUGAUAUUUUCUAUCUUAGCCAUUCUAAGGGCAGGAAAAAGUGGUUAUGCUCUAUAAGAGCAUGCCUGAUGAUGAAUGGUAACAAAAUUGCACGUGUAGUGGAUCCUAAAGAUUUUUCGCCGGGCUUUGAUACUAGGCAAAACCAUAAAGCAAUAGAUU
Molecule: messenger RNA, 2692 nt
Organism: Prosopis cineraria
Lineage: Eukaryota; Viridiplantae; Streptophyta; Magnoliopsida; Fabales; Fabaceae
Product: TORTIFOLIA1-like protein 4
Exons: 5
Coding region: 167-2218 (683 amino acids)
Cellular component (GO): microtubule
Molecular function (GO): microtubule binding
Source: RefSeq, a predicted model, not a curated record